ACUAUAUGUGACGUCACCAUAAGAGAAAGGCGAAAAUGGCGUCGCACAUAACGAAUUCUAGGAGACAAACUAUUACUAACAUCAAUAAUUCUUAAUUUGUGUUGUGAACUAUCGGUUAUCUAUUCAACUAAUUAGAAGAGGACACUCGUAACAAGCUGGAAUUAAAACUUGCAGGUGUGGAAUGGCCUCAUGAUAUGGGGAGACGCAGAGCCGUGCAUAGGGUAGAUCUGAACACUGCUAGUGACAUACAGCUUCGUACACUCAGUGGAGUGGGACCAGCAAGAGCUCAGGCCAUCAUUAAGGCCAGAAAGUUGAAGGGGAGCUUUGCGUGCAUCCGGGACAUCACGAGAGUUCCUGGCAUCUGUGCGAGUAUACUGGAUCUGAACAGGAGCCGGCUGCAGUGCAGUAGGACAAGGAAGAAGAAACUGCCGAUCACAUCCACACUCACGACGGAGGAGCAGCCAUGCACUCGUGAGACGCGGCGGUCGACGAGAGGGCGCGGCGAGUGGCGGCAACGAUCGUUGCACAGUUGGAGAUGGACGAUGGCAACAUCCGGAGCGAUGUCGAACCCUCUACCAGCUGACAGAGCCGCUGCACAAAGUCCGCAGGUGUUCACAGCUGCGGCGAUACGACGAAUCAGCAGUCGACGUGCCCCGGCCCAGCGAGACACGCCGUGGCCCCCAUACGCAAACGUGAGCUGCGGCGUUCCCCUCGAGCCACUGCAGCUAGGGGCCACCACAGCAGCGACGAUAGAAGCUAACGACGAGCGACGACAGAUGAUGACGAUGAAGGUCGUUGCGCGCUCGCGACAGCAAGCAGCCGACGGCGGCGGCGGGGAGGACAGCGAUGCCGACAGCACGGAGAUACAGACGAGUGCUGUGCGGAGCGACAGCGAGAGCAGCGGAAGAACGUCGAUCCGGUGA
Priapulus caudatus is the source of this 923-nucleotide messenger RNA. RefSeq lists its product as uncharacterized. The transcript has 5 exons. Gene Ontology annotation, biological process: protein secretion by the type II secretion system. Lineage: Eukaryota; Metazoa; Priapulida; Priapulimorpha; Priapulimorphida; Priapulidae. Gene Ontology annotation, cellular component: type II protein secretion system complex. The coding region runs from base 195 to 923 and encodes 242 amino acids. The record is from RefSeq and is a predicted model, not a curated record.